Molecule: messenger RNA, 1174 nt
Organism: Ostrea edulis (European flat oyster)
Lineage: Eukaryota; Metazoa; Mollusca; Bivalvia; Ostreida; Ostreidae
Exons: 3
Coding region: 107-685 (192 amino acids)
Source: RefSeq, a predicted model, not a curated record
CAAAACCACAAAGAUCUAUAAAAGCAGAAGAGAGUAUUGACAAAAUAAAACUUUUGUUUUGUUAGCAUUGGAACUAUCUAAACCCUGAAGAAAUUCAGUUAUUGUAAUGGAUAUGGGUACUUCUGAGGAGAGAAUCACUCUUGCCUUGGCUUCUCUGAAAGCUGAUCUGAUGGACAUGCGCAGUCAAGAUGUUCAGCUGAUGAAGCAACUGAUUGCCAUCAAUACUACCAUAAGCUCCAUGUCGGGUAGCAGACAACCAAGCUCUCGGGUCCAUAGAAGCGCCAGCUUCAGUGUGAUAAAUAAACAUCAAUCGGAGCCUUUCCAAAUCCGACGGUGCUCAGACAGUGCCUGCAGUACAAGAAAACUACUCACAAGACACAACAGUGAACCUGUGCAGACGCACCGAAAUUCUUUGAACUCGAGUCUGGAAGAUAUUGACAGCAGCUACGAGGAUCUUACUGUGUCAGAAGAUAUCGAUAGCGACAGCGAUUCUCUAUCCGGAUCGUCACCUACAGUUGUAACUAACCGUCAGUCUGAUCGAAAAAACUCUCUUUACUUCAUGAGACCACUACCUGAAGAACACGAGCUGGACGAGAAGAAAUAUUACGGGAUUCUAAUGAAGAACAUCAAAUUGUGGAAAUAUUCAGAGGAGUCUUUAGAAAGUGUUCACAGCACAGGAGAUUGACGAUCCUUCAAUUGUUUUUUUCCUGGCGCCGUCCUAUGACGUACCUAAGCUAUUGCAGAACUCUUCUGCAUCCGAAGGAGGAAAUAGUGAUAGCUAUAAUUAGUGCUUGAUGCGCUUUACAGGUAGUGUCGCUAAUGCAGAAGGUCACUGAAAAUUGGCCCUGUCUCAUAUAUCACAGUCUAAAUCGUGUAAAAGUGAACGCGGCGACUAUGAUGUCACAAAAAACUGUACAUUUCCUGCUUAUGUAAUACAGCUUGGUGUAAGAAUAUGUACAUUUAACGAUUUUUGGUGGCGAGAACAUGGAUUGCAAAUUUUGUUGGUUAACAGCAAACAACGAAAAACAUUUAGUGCUGUGCAUGUAAUGAAUGUCUACAGGGGAAUGGUAGACAGAGAAUGUAAACAAUUCCGAGACAUACAAAUAUUUAUUUAUGUAAAUUAUUUUACAAUUGUUGACUCUUUCACCAUUGUUAAUAAAAACAAAGCUCACAA